Messenger RNA from Gryllus bimaculatus (two-spotted cricket), 610 nucleotides. The record is from the annotation of a GenBank genome assembly. NCBI's taxonomy places the organism in Eukaryota, Metazoa, Arthropoda, Insecta, Orthoptera, Gryllidae.
AUGAAUGAUGCAAAGAAAGCGGCCUUCGGCCAGGCGUUCGCCGAAGUAGUAGUCGAGAGCUCUCUGCGGGUCGUCGGCAAAGGUAACGGCCGCCUGGGGCGCCAGGGCAAGAAGCUGGAGCUUCCUUCCGCCGCCGCCGAGAGCUCUACCUCCACAUCCACCUCGACCACGGAGAAAGCGUAGCGUAGCGGCCGUUGAAGGAACCAUGGCUGCCCGCACCGGACCAGGUCGCGAGAUGGGCAGCGGAUCUCAAAGGAACCCACAUCGAAGGUCAACAUCUCCACGCCACACAACUUUUUAAUGCUGAUUUUUUAAAAUUAAUAACUACUUUGUAAAUAAAUUAAUAACUUGUAAUAUAUAAUAUACGGCCUAAAACUUACUUUAGUGAAAUUAUUUUCUCUAUAUUUACACAAGAUGUUGCACUGACAAUAAGAAAUACUAGACCCUGCAGCCCAAAAAUUCUGCUGAACCAAAUCAUACAAUAUAGUUUUACACACAGUAACCCAUGCACUACAGAAGAACAACAAAUAUAAUACCUCUUAUAAUACUGUAAUAGAUUAAAUAUUUCAACAGAAGCAGUUUUCACGAAUACUAAAUAACAUGUUAUAGU